Messenger RNA from Dicentrarchus labrax (European seabass), 532 nucleotides. It is a transcript of the gene ndufb2, whose product is annotated as NADH:ubiquinone oxidoreductase subunit B2. The transcript has 4 exons. NCBI's taxonomy places the organism in Eukaryota, Metazoa, Chordata, Actinopteri, Moronidae. Gene Ontology annotation, cellular component: mitochondrial inner membrane. The record is from RefSeq and is a predicted model, not a curated record. The coding region runs from base 116 to 421 and encodes 101 amino acids.
UUUUUUCUUUUUUAUUGACAAGCAGAGAAGGUGACUCCUCGGCGAGCAGGGUAGUAGCUCGCACAAAUCUUAACAAAUAACCCAAAAGAAGAGUGGUUUUCCGGGGAGAGCGACCAUGUCUUCUUUGGGAAGGGCGUUGGGAGUCCUUCGAGCCGGAACUCUGCUCAUGAGCCGCGGACCACAAAGAAUAACGACCAGAAAGGCUGGCGGUGGACCCCCCAAUAAGCUGCUCUACAGGGAGUGUCCGGAUAUAUCGACGAAGCAGAAGUUCGAUUCCGAGCUCCUCGGCGGGUUUAUGUGGUUUUGGAUCCUUUGGCACUUAUGGCACGACACUGAUGCUGUCACGGGUCAUUUCCCAUGGCCUGAUGCUUCCCAAUGGACGGACGAGGAGCUCGGAAUUCCACCAGAUGAUGAGGAAUAAGGUCACCAUGAGGGAUUCGAGCUGCUGGGAAAGUUUUUGUGGAAAUCUUCAGGAUAUUCGUAAAGCUAUUGUUCUACAUAAGACUAAUAAAUGUCUCUGUAAAUAUGUUAA